Molecule: messenger RNA, 1528 nt
Organism: Trichobilharzia regenti
Lineage: Eukaryota; Metazoa; Platyhelminthes; Trematoda; Strigeidida; Schistosomatidae
Source: the annotation of a GenBank genome assembly
ACCGUGUUGACCAUUUACUGCUAACAAAUAAACUGAACUCCUUAGGAAUACGUGACCCAUUAUUAGGAUGGCUUAAAUCAUUCCUUAACAAUAGGUCCCAAAUAGUUAAACUCGGGUCUGCAACCUCCAAACCUAGCCCUAUCACUUCUGGUGUAGUACAAGGUAGUGUCAUUGGACCCCUCCUAUUUACACUAUACAUCAAUGACAUAUGCGCUUGCUUCACGCACGGGAAACCAUUCAUCUUUGCAGAUGACCUAAAAGUAGCUUAUACAUUCCAACGUGAUGACUUAGGGAACUUCGAGAAUGUAGUACAGAAGGAAUUAGAUAAAAUGGCUGCUUGGUCGUCCCUAUGGAAUCUCCAAUUUAAUCUGAACAAAUGUGGCUGGAUCUGCUUCGGUGCACCCUCAAUCGACCUGAAAUUAACGCUCCAAUCUGCUAACCUAACAAGACUCCGAAGUGUCGUUGACCUAGGCCUGAGGUACUCUAGUGACUUGACAUUCUCAGAGCAAGUAGCAUCACAGACUAGAAAAUCGAGGAUGCUCUUAGGAUGCAUACUCAGGAACUUUCACGACAAUGAAGCCAAGCUAAUUCUGUACAAAACAUGUGUCAGACCACUACUAGAAUACUGUCCAUUUAUUAUAAGCAGCACUCGCACACGUGACAAGCUAAGGAUGGAAAGUAUCCAACGAUAUUUUACCUCAAAACUGCUUGGCUACGAUUGUAAGAAAGACUACAUCUCACGGUGCAUGAUCCUAAAACUCGACCCACUUUGGACAAGGCGACUUAUUAUAAACCUAAUAUUCUUCUUUAAGGUCCUUCACAAAAUAUCUUUCUCAGGUAACAGGGACAUACAAUUCGCACAGGAAGGUUCUUACGAUCUGCGUAACCAAACUUCCACAGUGACAACUCAUUCUUUUAAGUCAACACUCCGUGAAAACUUCUUCACAGUCAUGUAUUCUAAAAUAUGGAAUAGCCUACCCCUAGAUAUCAGAACUUGCUCUUCGGUUACAAGCUUCAAACGCUCUCUAUACAGACUGUUUCACUCUACAGAUUAUAUUAAUAAACUAUUUACUCCUAGAACGAAUCAAGCACUAAUCUACUACAGCACCUAAAAGACGCACUUCAACACCCUUAGCAAUCUUUAAACUAUAAAUAAACUAGCAGCAUGGAUGCAUAAAGACAUAGUACGGAACAUACAGGAUUAGUUUACCCUUAGAAAUAGGACCUAUCCCUCAUUGUAACCUUCAAACGCUUGCUAUGUAAACUGUUUUAUUCUAAAGACUAUCCCUACCAGAACCCAUUACUUAUUUCUAAAACGCAUCAGUCAUUAGAACAAUAAAAACGCUCAGACUAUUAAUACACAUUAUGACAUUAAAUAAACUCUAAGACUUCGCAUAAAUACGUGAAAACGCAGAUACAAUAUAGAAAAAUGUUUACUUAAGUAUAAUUAAGAUAAACAUUUAUAAAUGAAUCAUGUAUUAAUGUUCUUUUCAUGUUCACAUACUUUCUCUUUCUGGUAUUUUGCUGC